CUGCUGAGGAGCUGAAAACACAGAGACAUGAUGAGGGUUAAAAACACGGCCAGACUUCUGCUGCUCACCUCUCUGCUUCUCACAGCUGUUUGGUGUGAAAAGGAGUCCCUGUAUGUUUACAGCGUAGCCGGAGGAGAAGCCUACCUCCCAUGUACCAACCUGAUGACGUCAGACUGCUCCCGUAUCAGCUGGACCUUUUUCUUUAAAGGUGAUGGGGUACGAUACACCACAGAGAUCAGCAUGGGGAAGGUGGGAGCAAACGCAGACAAGGCCGGCCGUAUGUCCCUCUUAUCCAACUGCUCUCUCGUCCUGAGAGACCUCCGGCCUGAGGAUGCAGGCUCCUACGUCUGUCUGCUGGACAGGAACGCCACCACAGACGUCUACUUCUCUGUCCUCAGCAUCACUUCAGGCUCCAGCAUCACUGACCUGCAGCCUGGAGGAAGCCUGAGCCUGAGCUGUGUGCUUUUCACCUACUUUGAUGCAGGGAGCUGCAAGUGGUACUCCAAUGUGUUCGACCUCAGCUGGACGGCCGAAGAUGGCACCAAGCUGCCCCAAGACAGCAGGUACAAGCUGAUCAGCCCAAACCGCUGUAACGUCACCCUGUUGAUCUCAAACCUUCAGAGCAGAGACAACAACAGGAGGCUGAGGUGUCAGGUGAACACCACGCAGAGCCCCCAGGAUCUGUUUCUGGACUUUAAAUCCACAUUUUUGUUUGGAGAUUCUUCUUCUGUCCAGAGAGUGAUUCCCUCUGAAUCUAACUGUGAUUGGUCAGAGCAGCUGCCCAUCAGUCGCAUUGUGCUGUGUGUGGCUCUACCCAUCAUGGUGAUCAUUGUGGGAUUCUUCACGUGGAGAGUAGACCAAAAGAUGGCCAAAAAUAGACCUGACAUCGAGCUCCAUGAAUUUAAAUGACAGGUUUUCUUCUUAUGUGAUCAGUUUUGCAUUUUUUGCAAUGACUUCCCAAUAAAGAUGAAUAGAGUUUUGUGUUUAUAUUAGCAACCAGAAUACAGGAGAGAAAUUUUCCUUCUUCAUGAGCAGCAAUAUCAAACUAAGGACACAUGGAUAGGCCAAAAGAAUUACAGGCAAGACCAAGGUAGGAUUAUCUCUGCUCUCGAUCGUCACAACACAAAUAUAUACAUGAAUGAUUACAGUGAAAUGCACCAUAUCCCACCUCCACCCACUACCCAUCCAGCACCCAAGCACCCCAAGGACCCCAUGGAUGGACCCAAAAACACAAAAGAAACAGCUUCAAGUCUGUUUUGCUGUGGUGAGGCUGGUUGGGACACGUAAGGACAGAGGAAAUUUUUAAAGAACCAGAUGUUAUGUUCUUCUUCAUAACUGUACAUGCCAUGAGUAAAAAGAGGCAAAAAGACUAUAAAAGCCCUUAUAUUAUGGCUGUACAGGCAUUUACAGUUUUAGCUUAUGGAAGCAACUCGCUUGUCUUUUAUGUAUAAUUUAUUACAAAUAAAUUUACUUUCAGAAAUCAAAAUUUACUUUCACUUUCAUAACCUAUUGACUGAUGUGUAAUCAGCCAAUCACAUUGCAGCAACUAGUGCCUUAAGACAGUGUUUCCCAACCAUUUUACCUUGCCCCCCCCACCACCCUUAAAAACCUCAAAAAAAAAAAACCUUUGCAUAUUUCUUUUAACCAAAGGACAUUUGAAAAAAUGAUUUAAUAAGUGCUUUAUCGUGGUUUUAGUUAAUCUAGUUUUUUUUGUUUGUUUGUUUGUUUUUUUGCUUUUUUUUUUUUAC
Cheilinus undulatus (humphead wrasse) is the source of this 1748-nucleotide messenger RNA. RefSeq names its product sialoadhesin-like. Gene Ontology annotation, molecular function: protein tyrosine kinase binding; MHC class II protein binding. Gene Ontology annotation, biological process: positive regulation of ERK1 and ERK2 cascade; interleukin-15-mediated signaling pathway; T cell activation. The record is from RefSeq and is a predicted model, not a curated record. Gene Ontology annotation, cellular component: external side of plasma membrane; membrane raft. The coding region runs from base 28 to 909 and encodes 293 amino acids. The transcript is spliced from 3 exons. Lineage: Eukaryota; Metazoa; Chordata; Actinopteri; Labriformes; Labridae.